AUCUUUCUUUUAAGGAUUAUUGGCAAAAUGAGACGACUCAUCGACGGAACGAAGUAGGAAUCGUUGCCGUUCGGGUGGGGGCAUAUUCCCCAGAACAUUUUUUUAAAUCCGGAAAUGCCACAUCCAAAUUUUGUUUUCCAGUUUUCCUUAAACUGGAAAUACGCCGAAAAUACAAGAAUAAGACAUUCUCUUGAACUUAUAAAAUUAUUCUUAAUUUUUUGUCAAUAUUUUUUGAAAAAAGUGUUUUUAUCGGGGGGGGGGGGGAGGAAUUUACGAUGAGCAAUUCGCCAUCUAUAUAUAGUUCAGUGGACAAACUUAAUUUCAAUAUGGCGGGUAAAACGAUGAAAGCGCUUGUGAAAGAGAAGGAAGGAGUCUCUUAUAAAUACAUGGAUUACCCAGUUUCUGGGCCAGACGAAGGAGAGUUGCUUGUCAGAGUCACUAGGACAUCCAUUUGCGGUUCAGAUCUUAAUUUAUAUUCAUGGAAUGAAGGUAUUUAUAUAAAUGAAAAUGUACUAGUAAAUUAUUCUCUUUUACCCAAUGGCGUUUUUUCCAUUUAACUUAUUUUAGCAUGUCAGGGGCAGAUAAAAAUUAUAUUCCAUGUUUUCUUGGACGAAUUUGUUUCUUGCUGUUCUUGGGCUCAAUAACAAAGUAAUUUUCAACCCUACUAAGCACAAAACAUGAGUAAGUAUUUGACAUGGAAACGAGGCCAUUAAUUGGGUGAAAAGUGAAUAGACGGUGGGUCUAUUGGUUGUGCAACAACAAAUUAUGACUGCGCAUUUAUAUUGGCCAUCACUUUCUUUUAUAUAGGCCAUCACUUUCUUUUUAUAGUAAAUUAUUAUUUAAACUAAUUGGAAGUUAUAUAGAUUAUGUUUACAUAGAUGGUGUAAUAUUCUGGAAUAUAUUAACUUAUUUAUUGUGUUUUAUUUUCCAGUUGCAAGGACGAUUGCCAAAGUGCCAUUUAUUCCAGGUCACGAAUGUGUAGGAGAAGUUAGUAUUAAAAAUAUAAAGCAUUUUUGUUCUAAUGUAGACAGUGAGGUUGCAUUGAUUCAAUCAUGCAACUGGACCUGUAAAAUAUAGAAAUACUUUUAAAGCCUCUUUCAUCCAUCACCAGAAAUGAACAUUUGCUGCAAGAGCUUUCCGUCCAGUCGCAAUGUUUGACAUUAGAUGGGGAACGUUUAUGGCAAGCUUGUUUUUGCGAUGAGUGGGAAACAGCCCCUGGGCAUUUUGAUAAAAGGCCCUUCAUGGGAAGCAAGGGAAAGAAUUGACAAUCUCUCGUUGGUGCCAUGGAUAAAAUAAUGCACAACAGGUCAUCACCAUGAGAAGUCUGGUAGGGGAAUGUCCAUCUCAAAUGUAUUGAUGAGUAGACAUGUUUUUGUCAUCUCUAGAUAAUCAAGGUUGGUGCUGGCUGUCCUGAUUCGUUUAAAAUUGGUCAACGAGUUUGUUGUGAAAAUCAUUAUUUCUGUGGCAAAUGCUACCAAUGUCUGCAUGGUAUUGCUACAUUUCAUACAAUAAUAAAUAAUAAUACAAUAAUAAAUACAAUAAUAAAUGCCGGAUGUAAACGAGAGGAGGCUAAUGCCAGAUAUAGGGUCAGUAGUUGUGGAGCAAGAUGGCUGAUAUUUUUAUUUAUUUUUCUAAUCUUUACGACCCUAUAAUAAUUUAGAGGUUGUCUGACUCGAUUAACAGUAGUUUUUAGACAACCUGUACCAGAUGGUAAAUUUAUUGUUAACCCAUUGAGUGGCAGCACUUUCCCCCUGACAAGUAAAAUUGUCCGGUGUUAGACAGGGUAAAAUAAUAUUUUGUACAUUUUGUGAUGGUGCUAAUAAAUUGUAUUGUAAUGCAGUAUGUUAUUGUUCAUGAAGGCCAAGAAAAUAUUUGUCAACAUUUAAAUCAAUAUGGUCAUGGAAAUGGAACAGUACAUGGAGGUGAUACAAACAUCUUUUUGUUCACUUUUUACCAUUAACAAGUUAAAACAUGAAUAGACAAGAGUUAAUAUAUUUUUUUUCAUCUUCCAUUAGGGUGUUGUCAGUACACUAUCAUACCAGCUCGUUAUGCUUAUGUAUUGAGGACUGAUAUUUCUGAUAAUGCUGCUUGUUUGUUGGAACGUAAGAAGAUUUAUUUGAUUCUUCAUUUCUGCUCUCUUGGUGUCAUUUGUAAUAUUGAAAUUAUUUUGCAGCAUUUGGAGUUUCGCAUCUUGCCAUGGAAAAGCUUGAACCAGCGGACGAAAGUGUUCUAAUUCAAGGUAUAAAGUCUUUUGAAUAAACAACCAAUAUCUGUGUGUCAUCUACCUUUGUCUUUUUAUCACUCUAGGGUGUGGUCCAAUAGGUCUCAUGGCAACUGGCAUAGCAAAAGCAAUGGGUGCCAAAAAAAUGUAAGCAUUACAAUAACACUUAGUUCUUCAUAUAUACAGUAAGUGUUCUAUACAAGAAGCCUGAAAUAAAGCCUUGGAGAUUUAUUUUCAUUUUCUAAUGUUUCUUCAGUAUUGUGACAGACAUUGUUGAGCAAAAGCUUGAGCUAGCCAAGAAAUUGGGAGCUGACAUUUUGGUGAAUGGUAAACGUCAGAGUUUAGCAGAAGUAGGUUGGUGUUAUAUUUUCUAUAUGCAACGAUUAUUUACUAUAUAGGUCUGCAUUAUGUAGCCAAAGGUAUGUAUUUAGUUUAGUGAUCCAUUAAUUAAGAAAUGAAAAAUUUCUCUUGCAGUUUUUAGAGAGACAGAUGGUUAUGGUGUAGGCAGGAUACUUGAAGCAAGUGGAAAUGCUGACUUGUUAAGCAAUUGUUUUAAAUUACUGAGGUACAGUAUAUCAUUUCUCUCAUUUGGUAAGAAUUUAGUUUAGUUAGGAGGUUAGUGGUGGAAUUAUAGAUUAUCAUUUAUUUCUAGAAAAGGAGGUGUAGUUGUUCUGGUUGGAUUGGUCAAGGUGAGGAAACUGGGCUUUAUUCAUUAUAAGAAUUGCUCUUAAAAGGUGUGCUUUGAGUCCGUCAAUUUAUGGUUUACACGGAUGUUAAAACUGCUCUAAGUUGCAUUGCCUUGUGUAAAAUACCAUGCAUGUAAAAUUGGCCAACUAAUUAAGUGGUAGCGUAUGCGUCUGAUUCAACAAAGUACUUUCCACAUUUGCAGCAAGCAUUUCAUGUGGAGGACUUUCUUAAGGAUAUUUUGUUCAAAUCUUUGACCAUAAAAACACUUCAUGGACGACAUAUCUUCUCAACCUGGGAGAAAGCAGAGAAAAUGCUACAUCAGCGAAAGUGAGUACUAGUAUUGGUUAAUGUUUCUGUUGGGGUUUUUCUUGUUGAUUAGUUCUAGUCUUGCUACUGUCACUAUAUAUGCCUUUACAGUACUCUGCGCUUCAAUUUGUGUAAUCAAUAAGGUUUUCUUGUACUUUCUAGAGUCGAUAUAGAAGCAGUUAUAUCUCACACUAUUCCAUUGAGCAAAUUUGAGGAGGUCAGUAUAUGUUGCACUGUUUUUUACCAACCAAGAAUAGAGACUU
Messenger RNA from Paramuricea clavata, 3477 nucleotides. NCBI's taxonomy places the organism in Eukaryota, Metazoa, Cnidaria, Anthozoa, Malacalcyonacea, Plexauridae. The record is from the annotation of a GenBank genome assembly.